This is a messenger RNA of Phacochoerus africanus (Common warthog), 2206 nucleotides long. RefSeq names its product recombination signal binding protein for immunoglobulin kappa J region like (gene RBPJL). Gene Ontology annotation, molecular function: DNA-binding transcription activator activity, RNA polymerase II-specific; RNA polymerase II cis-regulatory region sequence-specific DNA binding. Gene Ontology annotation, cellular component: nucleus. The transcript is spliced from 12 exons. The coding region runs from base 193 to 1743 and encodes 516 amino acids. The record is from RefSeq and is a predicted model, not a curated record. NCBI's taxonomy places the organism in Eukaryota, Metazoa, Chordata, Mammalia, Artiodactyla, Suidae. Gene Ontology annotation, biological process: regulation of transcription by RNA polymerase II.
GGAAGCCCACAUCUGCCCAGCAGGUGCCCCUGCCCAAAGCAAACAGGGGGCCGGGAGCCCCAGGGCCUUGGAGAUAAGGCCCGGGCAGAAUAUAUCCGGGGCUAGGGCCGAGGAGCAGAAGCGCCGGGUUCCGGGGAGAGUGGCAUAGGAUACGCGCCGGACGCGAACAGGCCGGGGCCUGGGAAAGCGGCCAUGGACCCUGUGGGGGCAGACCCUUCAGGGCCCCCAGGCCCUUUGACUCACCUGAGCCUGCCGGACAGCUCCGAGGCGCGGCCGCAGAGCGGAGCCGACGGGCGGAGCCUCCGGGGCAGUUGGACCAGGUCAUCCCCAGAGCCCGCCGCCCUCCUGCGGGAAGGCGUGCGCUGGUGUCUGCAGCAGCAGUGCGAGCAGACGGUGCGGAUCCUGCACGCCAAGGUGGCCCAGAAGUCCUACGGAAAUGAAAAGCGGUUCUUCUGCCCCCCGCCCUGUGUCUACCUUGCAGGUCCCGGCUGGAGGGUGAAACCACUGCAGGGCCAAGCCCACCAGGCAGGGGAGACCGGGCCCAUGGUCUGUGGCUACAUGGGACUGGACGGCGCGUCCGGCAGCGCCGCAGAGACGCAGAAGUUGAAUUUUGAAGAGCAGCCAGACUCCAGGGAAUUCGGUUGCGCCAAGACUCUCUACAUCUCGGACGCUGACAAAAGGAAGAACUUCCGGCUGGUGCUGCGACUAGUGCUGCGAGGGGGCCGGGAGCUGGGCACUUUCCACAGCCGCCUCAUCAAGGUCAUCUCGAAGCCGUCGCAGAAGAAGCAGUCGCUGAAAAAUACAGACUUGUGCAUAUCCUCGGGCUCAAAGGUCUCCCUCUUCAACCGCCUGCGCUCCCAGACAGUCUCCACGCGCUACCUCUCGGUGGAGGACGGGGACUUCGUGGCCAGCGCGCGCCAGUGGGCUGCCUUCACUCUCCACCUGGCCGACGAACACUCUUCCCAGGGGGACUUCCCGCCUCGAGAGGGCUACAUCCGCUACGGCUCCCUGGUGCAGCUCGUCUGCACUGUCUCGGGCAUCACACUACCCCCGAUGAUCAUCCGCAAAGUAGCCAAACAGUGUGCACUCCUCGACGUGGACGAGCCCAUCUCCCAGCUGCACAAGUGUGCAUUCCAGUUUCCCGGUGGUCCUCCAGGAGGGGGUGGCACCUACCUAUGUCUUGCCACAGAGAAGGUGGUGCAAUUCCAGGCCUCCCCCUGCCCCAAGGAGGCCAACAAGGCGCUGCUCAACGACAGCUCCUGCUGGACCAUCAUUGGCACGGAGUCGGUGGAAUUCUCCUUCAGCACCAGCCUGGCAUGUACCCGAGAGCCCGUCACUCCGGUGCCCCUCAUCAGCACCCUCGAGCUGAGCGGCGGAGGAGACGUGGCCACGCUGGAGCUUCACGGUGAGAACUUCCACGCGGGGCUCAAAGUGUGGUUCGGGGACGUGGAGGCCGAAACCAUGUUCAGGAGCCCGCGGUCACUGGUGUGUGUGGUACCCGACGUGGCCGCCUUCGGCAGCGACUGGCGCUGGUUGCGCACACCCAUCACAGUGCCCCUGAGCCUCGUGCGCGCCGACGGCCUCUUCUACCCCAGCGCCUUCUCCUUCACCUACACCCCCGAGUACAGCGCGCGGCCUGUCCUCCCGGGCGCCCCCGCGCCCGCCGCCGACCCCGACGAGCUGCUGGAGAGCAUCCACCACGAGUUCACGCGCACCAACUUCCACCUCUUCAUCCAGACGUAGUAGACGCCGGGCCCUGGCCCGAGCCGCCUUUCUGGGCCCUGGGUCCUGCCCUCUGCCCCUGUGCUGUGGAAGUGAAGGCUCUUGCCCUAGAAACCAGGCCCGGCGGGUCUGACACGGGACACGCACCUGCCCUUUGCGGCUCGGAAGACACGACCUGAGUGAAACUCCCUUUGCGUCGUGUCAGGAGUGUGGCUUUCCCUGUCUUUGUUUCACUCUCUAAAUCGACGACUCUCUCCCUCAGUAACUUUGUAAAAUCUCUCCUAUUUGUGCCUUUCCACCCCCCACCCUCACCCCCAUCUGGUCUUUGUCUUUCUUCAUCUCUCUGUGUCUUGCAUACAGUUUCACACACUGAAAAGCUAAGCCUAUAGGGCAUUUACCCUCGGGACAGCUGUGUCUCCCCUAAAAGAGAAAACCCCUAGUUCCUUUCUGUCUGUCUGUCUCUCCAUCUCUGUCUCUGUCUCUG